Molecule: messenger RNA, 2539 nt
Organism: Habropoda laboriosa
Lineage: Eukaryota; Metazoa; Arthropoda; Insecta; Hymenoptera; Apidae
Exons: 13
Coding region: 168-2249 (693 amino acids)
Biological process (GO): nuclear envelope organization
Cellular component (GO): nuclear envelope; meiotic nuclear membrane microtubule tethering complex
Molecular function (GO): protein-membrane adaptor activity
Source: RefSeq, a predicted model, not a curated record
UAAGAUGCGUGCGCAUAUACGCACGGCUGUUGGUCCUUUUCUACGCGUUACAUGCUCGUGUUAGAGGAAGGAACGUCCCAAUGUUGAUAAACAUAUUAUUACAUUGCAAACCGAAUAGAGUUGUUUAAGAAGAACUGUGGUGAAUUUCUUUCGUAUAUUUUCGAACUAUGGAAAACGAACGACUUUACGAGUUACGAAGCAGAUCGCGCUCCGGAACUCCUUUGGUGCAAAGCCGUGCCUUGAUCGAACCGGAGAUUUCGGAACGUCGUUACGAUUUGAGAAGUCGAAGUAAAGAGAGAUCUCCUGGAGAAGUUACGUUAUCUGGUAACGAUCCGGAGUCUACGACGGAAAGGAGUGCGACGAAGCUAGAACGUCGGUCCGAACGACAAAAAGCAAGGAGGCAGAUACACGCGAAUGGUCGAACUGCCGAUGGUAAAGUAGCAACUACUCUCACCAGUGAUUAUUCUUCGGAGGAAGGAGAAGAUUUGUCUACCAACCGACCAAGUUCUGCCCACGAAAUUUAUAAACAAGCUGGCGAUUGGUGGAACGUGUUCCCGAAAACGGAUUAUACGUAUUCCGAGAGAUCUCGAUGUCGUUAUGAAAUAGCACCAGGUAUACUAGCGAUGCCCAAUAUGUCGCGACGUUCUAUCCAUUCGGAUCUUAAUCGACUUUCCGAUAGCGGUAUAUGCAGCGGUGAAACAACCAGCGUUGAAAAAGAGAAAGGAGGAGAAAAUAGUACGCAGAUCGACGACGACGACGACGACGACGAGUUUCACGGAUCACGUAUGGAACGCUAUCGUUGUCGUAGAGAAGUAACGGUACCCGAGACUUGGACGAAUUCGCGAUCGAAAUGUAUCGAUUCUGACGCCGAAAUUGAAGAAGCUGUUUCGAACGAUCGCAACGGAAAUGGGAUUGUUGUUUCACGGUUCGGCAAACUCUGGAAAUUUCUAAAUCUCGAAAGAAGAGAAUCUAAACGGUUGAAAGUAUGGCGAUCCGUCGACCGUUCCUUGCAGUACGUUUAUUUCUUCAUGGUGAAAGUGUUCUUCUUCGAUUCGUGGCUACUGAGUCGAAUAUCUGGCGUAAGAAGAUGGUUCCAUCGGAGAAACCCGAACGUCGUUUGGGUCGCUGCUUUACUGCCGUUGCUGCUACUUCUUACUGGAACUUGCAUCGUGCGAAAACAGUCCUUUAUUCGUCUGGAUUCUCUGCACAGUAUUCCCUACGAUGUCACUGAGACGAGCAAUCGCAUCUUUAACGAUAUUAUCAGUUGCUGGUGUUUACUACCGUGUCUUUCGACGUUGUUGCUCCCGGUCGAAGUUGUUGUCACGCGACAGAGCGAUGCAGGAUUGUUGUUUUUAAAGAAAGAAACGAUGGAAAACGGAGAUCCGGAAAACUUCGACGCUAGAAAACCGAGCAGUUUGGAGGAUCGAACUAAUGAGAUAUUGCUGUUGGAAGAGGGAUUGAAGUAUAUCUACAGUCGGGAAAUUGAUAGGAUUGAAUCGCAAUUCGAGGCGUUGAAAGAACUUUGUUCGAAAUCGUGUUGCGACACUGACACGACGAAGUACGUUACGAGUGAAGAUUUAGAGAAGCGUAUCGAAACGGUUUUGACGAAUUACUUUGUUGCUACUGUAACGCAGAAGAAAGAAGAAAUCGAAGUCGAAGAUGACGACGAUCGUGUGCGCGAAAUAGUCAAAGAGGCGUUGAAGGUAUACGACGCGGAUAAAACGGGACGCGUCGACUAUGCUUUGGAACCUGCGGGAGGUCAAAUUAUUAGCACACGAUGCACCCAAAUAUACGAUAUAAGAACAAGGGCGUUCAAACUGUUAACUUUUACACUUUACCACGAAAAUAACAAUCCCCGCACGGUGAUACAAGGAAAUCCGAUACAACCAGGUGCUUGUUGGGCGUUUCAAGGAUUCCCAGGGUAUCUGUUGAUCAAGUUACGCAAUUCUAUUUACGUUACCGGAUUCACGGUAGAACAUGCGCCGAAGUCGAUUUUGCCGAAUGGAGAAAUGAAAAGUGCCCCGAAAAAAUUUAACGUCUGGGGUUUCGUCGACGAAAAUGAUCCUGAACCGGUGAUGUUUGGAGAUUACGAAUUUGCAGCUUCGGCUGACAGUUUGCAAUAUUUUCCAGUUCUGAAUACAACGAUCGAGGCACCCUACGAGUACGUGGAACUGAGAGUACAUAGUAAUCAUGGACAACUAGAGUAUACCUGUUUGUAUAGAUUCCGUGUUCACGGCAAACCGUUUUAAAUCGUCCGUUUUUAAUGUGUAUAUGAAGGGAAAAAGUGAGAGAGAGAGAGACAGCAUGUGCCUUCGAUUGAUAUAACAAUAUUACCGUAUCGCAAGCGAGAGAGAGAGAGAGAGAGAGAGAGAGAGAGAGAGAGAGAGAGAUUUUGAAAAGUUACCAUACGUAGACAAUGCCUAAACGUUCAAACACAGAGUCGAUUACUCAACUAUACGUUUUCUUCGUGUGUAAGCGCGUGUGCGUGUUUGUGCGGUUUUUUUUUAGGUUUAUCGUCGUUAAGCACAAGAGGAAGAAG